CUUCAGUCUCAUCUCGUCUUCGUGUUUGGAGGGAUGUCCUUUCCAGUCGAUGGGGCAUGCUCAGUGAAAGCCUGGUGUCAUUAAUUGAUGCGUUGCCAAUGGAAACCCCAGUGAAUCCUCGUUCGAUCGCAUACGCCGAAAGGGCAGGCAGACGUUGAACGGACCGUGCGGGUGUUCCUGCGGUUUCUGAUCGCGGGCGUGUCGUCGUACGCGAAUUCGAGUCGUCAUGGAGGAAGAAGAGGAAUGGGACGAGGACGAGAAGAUGAUGUUGAAAUUUCUACGUGAGCUGUACACGGCCUCGAACGUGCCCCGGAGGAACUGGAAGGGAAUCGGGAUCGCACUCGCCAUCAUCCUCUUGGUGUCGCUUCUGGUGGUGACGGCGGUGGUGAUCCUCAACAUGUACGAUGCGGGACCGCGGUUGCGGGGAGAGCGGAUGCUGCUGCCGAGGUUUUUGCAGGGACUCUUCCGGUCGAAACCGUGGAUCGCUCACUGGAUCUCAGGUGUCUCAAGCUUUGUCUUUCCUUUCGGGUCGAGAAAUGAACUGCUGUACGUGAAAGACGACUGCAAGCUCGUCGUAUACAACGUCGACAGCACCAUCGAGAGCGACAUCAUUCCUCAACAGCCAUUCAAGCAAGUGAUGUGGGGGGAAGACUUCCGGCUCUCGCCAAGUCGCCGCUUCGUCCUCAUUCGGGAGGUGCACGAGCACGCGAAGGGAAAGUCGAGACAGGAGAGGAGUCUCACCUCCUACACAAUUUACGACAUUCCGUCUGACCAUUUCUUCCAACUUCACCUGAGCUCGGAGGAGAAAGAAAUCCAGGAAGCCUCGUGGACGAACGCGGGGGACAGCCUUCUCCUCGUCCGCGGCGGGGAUCUCUUCGUGAAGGCGUCGCCGGAGGGGAACGCGUCCCGCAUCACUGCGUCCGGACGGGAGGGCGUCUUCAAUGCCUUGCCCGACCCUUUCUACCGGCAAAACAUCCUACGAGACGGUCGUGGGUAUUGGCCUUCGCCGGACGGGGCACAUUUGGUAUUCGCGUCUUUCAACAACACCGGCGUGGGAGAAAUGUUUUCGAUUGUUCACGGCGACAGUGUCUCCCGACAGUACCCCCACGUCGAACCCUUCAAGUACCCUCUCCCGGGUGGAGCGAUUCCUUCGGUGAAGCUGUGGAUUCUGGAUUUGGACAAGGAGUCUCUGUCGGAACGACGAAUCCGGCCGCUCGAGAUGCCCCGAUCAUUUCGAGACAAGGAAUGGUACCUGAUAGAUGUGAAUUGGAUCGACGCGAGGCGCGUGGCCGCGUGCUGGAAGGACAGGUCUCACCGAGUCCUCGCCUGGGUCUUCUGCGAUGGGGAACGUUCGUGGGCGUGCCAAGAG
Molecule: messenger RNA, 1369 nt
Organism: Darwinula stevensoni
Lineage: Eukaryota; Metazoa; Arthropoda; Ostracoda; Podocopida; Darwinulidae
Source: the annotation of a GenBank genome assembly